Molecule: messenger RNA, 3203 nt
Organism: Anneissia japonica
Lineage: Eukaryota; Metazoa; Echinodermata; Crinoidea; Comatulida; Comatulidae
Product: homeobox protein SIX2-like
Exons: 2
Coding region: 213-1037 (274 amino acids)
Biological process (GO): regulation of transcription by RNA polymerase II
Cellular component (GO): nucleus; transcription regulator complex
Molecular function (GO): DNA-binding transcription factor activity, RNA polymerase II-specific; RNA polymerase II cis-regulatory region sequence-specific DNA binding
Source: RefSeq, a predicted model, not a curated record
UAAAGUGUUGUUUCCCGUGACUUGAUAGACUGUAAGCAGAUUCUCGCCACAUAUCAUUCGCAGCCACUUCUUUACACUAAAAUAAGUAUUCUUACGAGUGUUUCAUCAUUCCUCCUGCGGGAACUAUACGCCGGUCUAGUACAUAUACUUUUGAAUUUUGGAGGGAGAUAUCUGUUAGCGUCUGUCUAUUCUAGCAAAGACGUUCCAACAGUAUGCUUCCGUCUUUUGGUUUCACUCAGGAUCAGGUGGCCUGUGUGUGCGAGGUACUGCAGCAAGGCGGUAAUAUUGAGCGACUCGCUCGGUUUUUGUGGUCAUUACCGGCCUGCGAACAUCUACAUAAAAAUGAAAGUGUACUGAAAGCUAAAGCUAUAGUCGCAUUUCAUCGAAGUAAUUUUAGGGAACUUUACAAAAUCCUUGAAAGUAAUAACUUUGGUUCGCACAACCACCCUAAAUUACAAGCGUUGUGGUUGAAGGCACACUAUGUUGAGGCGGAAAAGCUCCGUGGCCGGCCGCUUGGCGCAGUAGGAAAAUACCGUGUACGGCGCAAGUUUCCACUGCCUAGGACGAUAUGGGACGGGGAAGAAACAAGUUAUUGUUUCAAGGAGAAGUCAAGGAGUAUGUUACGAGAAUGGUAUUCACACAAUCCAUACCCAUCUCCGCGUGAAAAACGGGAGCUAUCUGAAGCCACCGGCUUGACCACAACUCAAGUAAGCAACUGGUUCAAAAAUCGUCGUCAACGGGACAGAGCAGCUGAAGCUAAAGAAAGGGAAAACGUAGAGCAGGAAAACAAGGCACUGGGUCGAGCAAGCACAAGUUCCGAAGACGAGUCGGGUAUGUUAGAGAACGGCGAGGCCUCGGAUUUAAGUUCACCACAGCACUCCUCGCAUCUUGUUCAGGGUAUGACGACACUAAUGCCUCAUCCGCCAUCAGCCCCGUCGGCAAUAGCAGUAAGCGGCCAUGAUGUUAUGACAUCAAGCCUUAACACUUCCAUAUUGGCUCCUAUGCCUAACAAUCAUUUAGUAGACCUAGGAUCCUAGCCCGAGUAGACAUAACCUAGACGAGCUUGAAUUUGCAAUAUUCUCGAGCUUAAAAUUAAGCAUUUCUCUCCUCUCAUUAUGAACUUUUAAAAGCUUUAUCUAACGUGUGUAAUGUGUUGUCCUGUAAAAUCAAAAACUCAAGAAAUUAUUAAUGCCGAAGGCAAUUUGAAUCUAUGUAAACCACUUGAGCUCGAAUGUGUUGAAGCUGAAAGCUAAACACGGAAACUGUCUUCAAAUAUGAAGUACUAUCGUCAACCUUAAUGUUCUCUGUGUACCAAUGCCAUACUAUGUGUAGCUAAGCCAAGAGUUAGGCCUCUGCGUUGUUGCAUCGAUCAAGGUUUAAUUCACCCCUGAAUAAGUGACUGUAGUCCGAGUGGUGUUCAGUCACUGUAGCUGCAUGCCGCUAGCUAGCUAGCACGGAGCAGGGUGAAUGCCACACUUCAAAAGCCAAAUAAUAUAGAUUGGCAAACACAAACCAGCUGACUUAGUUGACUAUAUACACAUUAACAGACUGAUGAGCUAUCAAUUCAUCUCUUUGUAUAUCACAUUCAUUUAAACUAUUGCUCGAAAUUAAUUGGUCUUUUUUUUCAAAGACAAUGAUAGUAAUAACUACUGUAUAUCGACAUCUGUUAUGUAAUGUAAAGUGCGUUGACAUUUCCGUUCCUAGUGUUGUAUGGCUUAAAUUAUUUUUUAAAAACUUCUAAAUGAACGUAUGUUGUAUAAAAGUUAUUUGCAUUGUAACUGGAGGAUAAUGGUCAUCAUAGGAUUUAAGACAAAAAUACUUAGGUAAAUAUGAAAAAUGAGAUAUACAAAUAAUGUAACAGAAUCGCCCAUAAUGCUUUAAACAAGAUAUUUAUACAGGUUAAGCAUGGCUGCUAUGAGAAAGUCGCGUAGCAUAGUACGAUCUGUAAUGCUUCUCUAUAUGUUAUGUAUUCUAUUCUAUUACUAUGUCUUAACUACUACAAAUACUGUAUAGGCAUAACAGUAUGUUCGUCCACUUCCAGCGUCUACCUAAGCACAACCACUACCGGCAAUAGCGAAUAUACUGAACAAAAUUAAUUACCACUUAACUGAUCAGUGCAUAUUUCUUUCUUGGCGCUUAUGAAUUAUUUUAACGUUUAAUUACCUCCUUAGGUUUUCUGUAGUGUUUCUUGCAAAAAUGGGAUUUUUGACCAUAGGGACACCGUCCUUAUAUUAUUGUACAGUAACUUAAUGAUGACUAAUGUAAUACUGUAAUAAUAAUACACUACAACUAACAGUAACUACAGAUACCAUCACCUACCACGACCACCACCCACUACUAGGUCUACUACUAAAUAGCACCAACAGAAAGCAGGCUACUAUUUAUUUCUAUUGCCGGUAAUAUAACUAGACCUAUAACCAUCUCGUACUACUACCACCACGUUUACUAAUAGGGACUACUAUCAGUUUGUGCAUUUGGGACCACCUACAAAUUUAUUAGAUGUGCUAUUGUACUAUCGAGUAAUAGUUUAUUCCUCUUUUAGGGCUACUUGUAGUAUUAAAACUACUACUCAUACUACUCAAGUACAGCUACUACCACCUCUGUGCUACAAAAUAGGCCUACUUCUGCUACUGUCGCUUCUGCAACUACAAUAAUGCUGUCUUUAGUUAUCUUCCUUACUUUUCUACUUAAUAAAACCCUAUUUUUGGUUGGUCCUUUCAAAGCUAAAAACUUUCAAAUUAUCACCAAAUUGCGUCUUUGAUAGCGGCUAUUUUGUAUAUAACAGAACGUUCAACCUUCAAACAAGGCUGUUAAUAAGACUAAAACUUAAAGUUAGCCAAUAUUGGGAAAGUUCAUCUCACAUAUUAAAUAAUAUGUCUUCAAUUAUGUUCCUCCAUGCAAAAACUGUUUAAUGAAUAUUGUUUUAAAAGAAUUUAAGAAAAUAAAACUGGUGUAACUGGUGUAAAUAGAUAAAUGAUAAACUUGAAAAAUAUUACCAAUAGAAAGAAUGUAUGUUACCCGUAUUCGGAAAACAUGCAGUAAAUUUUAACAAACAGGGUAAAAAGUUGCGUACCAAACGAGCAAUUUGCAGCUCGAGUGUACAUCUCUCUUUGCAUUUGCGACUUUGCGUGUCAGUAUUUUGCGGAAAAUAAGAGUAAAUAUACGUUUUGACAAUCUGAAAAUAAAUGGUUUAAAACGAGAUA